GCUGGUGUAGUCGAAACUGGCUGGAGAGGUGGAGUCUUUUACUCCCUGAGUAGCAACAGAGCAGAGCCAGUGCUGAAAUUUCCAACCGGAGCUCUUUCACACGCCAGCUUUUGUUGACUGCGUUGAGUUGCUCUUUCUGUCCAGUACCUUGGGAAAUGUGGGAUGACCGUCGCUGGGGACUCUUCAAGCGGAACCUUCAGCCCACCCUGACCCUGUGGAGCGCCUUCUGCUCCUUCGGGCUCUGCAUGGCCUUCCUGGGACCGACCCUGCUGGAUCUCCGCUGUCAGACCCACUCCAGCCUGCAACAGAUCACCUGGGUUUUCUUUGCACAGAACUUCUGCGUCCUCGUCGGGACCAUCAUUGGUGGCGUCUUCAAGAAAACGUUCUCCUGCUCCCUGAGUGCUCUGUUUGUCUCCACUCUCCUGAUAUCAGCUGUAUUUUCCAUCAUCCCCUUCUGUAACAAUGUGAUUAUCCUUGCCUUCGUCCUGGCUGUGGCUGGGUUGGCCAUGGGCUGCAUCGACACCAUCGCUAAUCUGCAACUGGUUCGCAUCUACCAGAAGGAUUCACCUGUCUUCCUGCAGGUUCUUCACUUCUGUGUUGGUUUUGGUGCAUUCCUCAGCCCCAUGAUAGCCGAUCCUUUCCUUUCUGAAACAAACUGCAUACAGAACAACCGAACUGUGAAUGGGUCUUUCUCUGACUUGACCCACAUUCGGAAGUCCCUGGUCCCACACCACGUCGUCAAUGAGACCCAGUUUGUGCUUCCAACGGAUGGGCUUGUCAUCUCGCAAGUGUCCUAUGCCUUCUGGAUCAUGGCACUGAUCAAUCUGCCAGUGCCCAUUGCUGUACUUUUCUUGAUGUGUAAGCAGGGAGUUGGGGGUUGCUGUGGAAAGAAAAGUGUGCCACUCUUACCAGCUGAGGAGCUGCCCCCUGACCUGCAGAUGGACAGAUUAGCUCCAGCACAAGAGAGGACGUUGCAUGCUAAAGACCCUGAUGGUCUUAUUGAUUGCCUCAAGGGAUUGCGUCUUCAAGAAGCUCCUUGCACUUUCUUUGUUGUCCACAUUAUUGGGGCUGUCGUGCUUUUUAUGACAGAUGGGAUUUUGGGAGAGUACUCUGGAUUCGUAUAUACCUACGCUGUGGAGAAACCUCUGUAUAUCGAGCCAAGGGUAGCCGGCUACCUCAGCAGUCUUUUCUGGGCUUCAAUCACACUGGGCAGACUGGCAUCUAUCCCAGUGUCAGGAAAGUUAAAACCUGUGACUAUGGUGUUCAUAAACCUGGGUGGAAUUAUUGGCACCUUUGUCUUGAUGCUGUGUUUCCCAGUGAGUGUUGUUUGUCUUUACGUGGGUACAGGACUUCUGGGAUUUUUCCUCAGCAGCACCUUUCCCAGUAUGUUGGCUUAUACCGAAGACAUCUUGAAUUACCAAGGAUGUGCGACAACUGUACUGGUAACUGGGGCAGGAAUUGGUGAGUUCGCCCUCCAGAUGCUUGUUGGAUCAGUUAUUCAGUCACCUGAAACUGAUAUAUUUCUUGUGUGUGGACUAACAUUUGGCUGCCUUGCUCUUCUCUUCUACCUGGUUCUUCUACUGGUGCACAGAUUACACAGUCAUCAGACCAUGGCAGCACCUUCGAAAACAGGCACGAUAGAGGAGUCAAAGUUUUCGUACCAGAGCUGAGGUUUAGCAAGCGACCGGCCACUGUAACAUGCAGUAGUUCUGAACAGAUCCAAUGCAAUGUUGGAAUAGACUGAAUGCCAGUACGGGCUUUAACAAUGGACAUUACUGUGUUAAAUCGCCGAUUUGAGAAGUGGCCUGGUCGCUUUUGUGUAUACUUCUGUUUUAACUGAAGCAUCUCACUAAUUGAUGUGGCUGCAGUAAUCUUCCUAAGAGAAUGGACGUUGAAGGUAUAAUGUACCAGAGAUCAACUUAAUAAUCAUGUGGAACCUGAAUUAACUGCUUCAUGUCUUUUUUUAAAGUAGAACUGUUUUUUUAAAAAAUACACACACACUUGAUUCUGUCAGGUAAAUGAUCUUUCUUGCUUAAAUUUUUUUUUGUUGAAAAUAUAUUGCCAAAUGUCAAUAGAGUGAGAAUUUGGAACAUAUAUUUGCAAUUUCAUUAAUGGUAAAAAUGAAGGUUCUUAAAGUAGAUGCAAUGUACAAAAUCCUAAUGCAUUAGCCCUGAAGUUCCUCCUUCUGUAUUUCUUCACAGAAGACAGUUGAAGUUAAAGGGGUCUGUAACUCUGUUACAGCUUAAAUGUAAUUUUAUCUCUUCAAGAGAGAGUAGGAGAUUAGCAAGAUGACAUUCUUUGUCCGUCUGUUUUGCUGAGCUAGACAUGCUGGUCGUGGUGAGAUGUUGCUUCAAUUCCUUGGGACUUAACUAUUAGAGAGGCCCCUUCCACCACAGAGACAACAGCAUUCCAAGAUUAAGGCCUACUGCCACUUCCUUCUCCAGUGAAUCUUGGAAUUGGCAAUAAAUAUCAGCUUUGCCAACAAAAACCUACACCUGAACUAAUCAGAGAUAAUGGGAACUGCAGAUGUUGGAGAAUCCAAGAUAAUAAAAUGUGAGGCUGGAUGAACACAGCAGGCCAAGCAGCAUCUCAGUGCUCCUGAAAUGCUGCUGGGCCUGCUGUGUUCAUCCAGCCUCACAUUUUAUUAACCUGAACUAAUCUGGUUGUUGCAUGUUCCCCUUCCUGAAGACUAUUUGUGCUUUGGGUUUUCACAGCAAUUUCUAAGCUUGCUGUUUUCUGAAUAGUCUCAAACCAGCCUUUGCCAGAGUUGCUAUAUCCAAUUGCCAUGAUGGGAUUUGAAAAACCACGUGCUGAAUUAUGAGUCCAAUUUUACAGCAGAGAGAGGAAUUUCUGGCAAUUCUGUUAACUAUUUGCAUGCUGGUUUCCUUCCAUUCUCACAAAAGGGGGCUAGAAAGAUGAAAAAUACUUGGAUACUCAAAGAACUGUAAUCACUGUUGUAAUGUGAAGAUUGAAGCAACUAUUCGGUGUGCAGCACAGGUAACUUCAGUUAAUUUUACUAUGAUUGGCAGAGGGAGGAAUAUUUGCAAAGAUACCAGGAGAACUUAAGAAAUAGGAGCAGGGGGUCAUUCAGCCCUCGAGUUGGAAGGUACUAUCAAUGAGUCUAUGAGCAUACUCAAGUCUGACAUCAGUAGUGUUUUGAUACUAAGAAAAUCAGAAGCUAGGACAAGAUAAUGGAGUUAAAGGAGAAGAUCAGAUAUUAGGGAUAGACAUUAAGUUUGUCCUAGCCAUCAACACUUUCCUCCUGUGAAUAAACAAGAUGAAAAAGUUACUCUCUGAUGAAGGGUCUAGGCCCGAAGCGUCAGCUUUUGUGCUCCUGAGAUGCUGCUUGGCCUGCUGUGUUCGUCCAGCCUCACAUUUUAUUAUCUUGGAAUCUCCAGCAUCUGCAGUUCCCAUUAUCUCUGAAAAAGUUACUGUCGGAUUAUUAUAAUAUCCCUGAAUGCCCCUCCCCACCAUAAAUAUCAAAUAGAAACCCAUUCAUUCGAAAUUCUUUGAGGAUUACAUUGGCACUGGGAUCAGAGGAAAUCUGUACUUUUCUUUAUCAUAUUAUUAAUACAAGAUAGUCAUCUCUCCCUCAUCUCAGAAAUGGGCUGAGAAUAGAAAUCUGAGAUAUGGUUUUCCAAGGAAAUUAAUAAAGCCUCUGAGAGAGAGAAAAUAUGCAGAAUUAAAGGGAAAGGGCUGAAAAUUACUCCUUCAAGGGAAAUAGUAAGGACUUGAUGUUCUAAAUGGUCUCUUUCUGAGCUGUAAUUGUUCUAUAAGCCAAUAAGAUGACAAUACAUUGAAGUAGCAGCGUAUUCCCUGGCACCAACAGGGCAGUAAAUGAAUAUGGAGUGCAUGCCAUUGAUACGACCUACAUUAUCUGACCCUUUAGCUGAGGUUACAAGGUCUGUGGGACCAAGUUUGCUUUAAUUAUAUUCUCCUGUGUAUAUUCUUGUCCUGUCUGAGCCUUGAGGAAAAGGGACCUUGCUGUUGCUCAUCCGACCAUGUUCCCAGACUGACAUCACUGAAAAAUGCACGAGAAAACCCAUUUAUUGACAUUUGAUCAAUGAAGGAGAGGUUAUUUGAGCCCUGCUUCCCAUUGCCACUCAUGCCUCAGUGAUAGUGCCCAUCCCUCUGAGCCAGAAGACCAGCUGCUUUCUAACUUUUUAGCACAAAGUCAAUUGUAGUGCUGACAAUGAAGCUUUCUCUCCCCUUUUAAUGCCGUGGGUUCUCCUACUUGCCCCUGUUUUCAAAGAAGAGCAGGGGAGUUCUCCCUGGUGUUCUGGAUUAAUAUUUCUCCCUGAAUCAACACCCUCAAAAUGACCCACAAAUAUCUGCCCGUUAUCGCAUUAAUUGUGAGUUGCAUUUUCUAUAUUACAGCAGUGACUGCACUUUAACAGCAUUUCGGUGACAGUGAAGCACUUUGACAAGUCUUUGUCUUUUUAAGAGUUGAGAUCCAGAACUAAUUUAUUAGUCACUAGCUGCCGCACUCACAGCACAAUAAGCUAGCUGGAAGAGUUGCUAUGUCGUGGUAACAGUUAGCUGUAGGCUCUUCUGGCACAUCGGUAAUGUUCCUACUUCUGACCCUGCAGGCUCAGGUUGAAGUCUGACCUGCUGCAGAGGUGUGCAAUAAUAUCUCUGCACAGGUUGAUCCUGUUGUCCAAUACCAUCAGGGCUAAAAGAAAAACACCAUUUGUAACACUUGAAUCAUAUAAAGUUGCUCUAAAUAAUGUAGCUUGUUUUUGUUUUCAUUCUUUCACCUGUGCAGUGUUGCAGAAAGUCGAUAUUUCGUUUUUUUUGCCUUGUAGACUGGAAAGGAGAUGCUUUGUGUUUUGUUAUUUAAAAAUGUUCUUUAUGAAAAUUGGUUGUAUUUCAACAGUUGGACUUAAUCAGUGCACUGGAUUCAGGAUGUGCCUUGUGUUCUGACAAUGAAGGAAAUGUUAGAUAAAAUAUAAAUAUAUAUAUAUAUAUAUUAAAGAUGUUAUGAAAAAC
Messenger RNA from Stegostoma tigrinum, 4989 nucleotides. Its product is annotated as major facilitator superfamily domain-containing protein 4A-like. Bases 156 to 1670 code for a protein of 504 amino acids. Gene Ontology annotation, biological process: transmembrane transport. The transcript has 10 exons. NCBI's taxonomy places the organism in Eukaryota, Metazoa, Chordata, Chondrichthyes, Orectolobiformes, Stegostomatidae. The record is from RefSeq and is a predicted model, not a curated record.